CAGUCAAGGUCAGCCAUGUCGGGCCGCGGCAAGGGAGGCAAGGGGCUCGGAAAGGGCGGCGCCAAGCGCCACCGCAAGGUGCUCCGCGACAACAUCCAGGGCAUCACCAAGCCGGCCAUCCGCCGCCUGGCCCGCCGCGGCGGCGUCAAGCGCAUCUCCGGGCUCAUCUACGAGGAGACCCGCGGCGUGCUCAAGAUCUUCCUCGAGAACGUCAUCCGCGACGCCGUCACCUACACUGAGCACGCCCGCCGCAAGACCGUCACCGCCAUGGACGUCGUCUACGCGCUCAAGCGCCAGGGACGCACCCUCUACGGCUUCGGCGGCUAG
Molecule: messenger RNA, 327 nt
Organism: Lolium rigidum
Lineage: Eukaryota; Viridiplantae; Streptophyta; Magnoliopsida; Poales; Poaceae
Product: histone H4
Exons: 1
Coding region: 16-327 (103 amino acids)
Biological process (GO): nucleosome assembly
Cellular component (GO): nucleosome
Molecular function (GO): structural constituent of chromatin; protein heterodimerization activity; DNA binding
Source: RefSeq, a predicted model, not a curated record